UUAGGAUAUUCUGACAACAUAUUCGUCAUAUAUAUACCAUGUUGCCUAUUUAAUUGAAUAUUUAGACAAUUGACACAAUUAACUACAAUAUUAAAGGUGUUUAAUACUAAUUAAAAUUGCGGAUAAUCUAUUAUUACUAAUCAUUUCCUAUUUUGUCAAUAGUACCGAAUCUCAUUAUAGACGUUUAUAAAGUCUAAAUUGUGAUAUGCUAAAGAUUACAAGUGGAGUAUACAGAGAUACUGUGGUUCCAGCCACAAUUGCGAAAUGAUCUAAUGAAAGCGAAAAAUGCAGCACUUUUUCAUAGCAGCCAUAUUAUGUGUAUAUCCCUUUAACAAUUCAGAUCAAUUUGUAUAAAAAGGCAGCACUGGUAUGAUAAAUAAUGUAGAUUUGAAUUGUUAUUUCUGUAUCCAAUAGCUUAUUUAAUAGCAAUACAACUAAUCAAUUAGUCAAAAUGGCCCCAGUUCGUUACACCAGAGCACCAAAUGUCUACAGUAGAGUUCAAUAUGAAAAUGAAGAAGAUGGUUUAUUAACCGUUGCUAAAGAACUUACUGCUCAAUCUACCUAUCCAGAAUAUUUACCAACUUGGAAUAAAAAAGAAAAGUAUGAACCAUUAAAGUUCUACGAACAUCAUGAUGUUGGUUUAAAAGCUGAUCCAAGCUUCCCAAACUUAUUACCAAAGGGAACUGCUACCACCAAGAACAUUACUCCAAAAUUAGGUGUUGAAGUUAAAGGUAUUCAAAUUUCCGAAUUAAAUGAUUCUGGAAAAGAUGAAUUAGCCUUAUUAGUUGCUCAAAAAGGUUUAGUUGUUUUCAGAGAUCAAGAUAUUGCUUCCAAAGGUCCUGAAUUUUCUGUUGAAUUUGGUAGAUACUUUGGUCCAUUACAUAUUCACCCAACUUCUGGUGCUCCAAGAACCGCAGCAGAAUUACAUGUUGUGUACAGACGUCCAGAUGCCAAAAAUCUUUUUGAAAACAGAACCAACUUAAUUCAAUGGCACUCAGAUGUUUCUUAUGAAUUACAACCACCAGGUACCACCUUUUUCACUGUUGUUGAAGGACCAGAAUCCGGUGGUGAUACUCUUUUUGCUGAUGCUGCUGAAGCUUACAACCGUUUAUCACCAGCUUUCCAAAAGAGAUUAGAAGGUUUACAUGCUCUUCACUCUGGUGUUGAACAAGCUAACUUCUCCAAGAGAGGAGGUGGUGUUGUUAAGAGAGAACCAGUCCAAAACAUCCAUCCUCUUAUUAGAACUCACCCAGUUACUGGUCAAAAAUCUAUUUAUGUUAACUCUGGUUUCACUAGAAAGAUUGUUGAAUUAAAAGAAGAAGAAUCAGAAUACUUAUUAAACUUCUUAUAUGAUCACAUUAACAAUUCUCAUGAUUUACAAGCUAGAGCUAACUGGUUACCAGGUACCGUUGCUGUUUGGGAUAACAGAAGAGUUAACCAUUCUGCUGUUUUAGAUUGGGAUACUAGUGCUACUCGUUUAGCUUACAGAAUCACUCCAACUGCUGAAAGACCAGUUUAUGACUUAAAGGAUUUAAACACUCCAGAUGUAAGCAAGCCUUAUGUUGGUGCUGAUUACACUCCAAGUGAUUAAACUUUCUUUACUGUGUAGAGAUUUGAUUCUUCCUCUUUUUACUAUUUAUCU
This is a messenger RNA of Scheffersomyces coipomensis, 1642 nucleotides long. RefSeq lists its product as uncharacterized. Gene Ontology annotation, molecular function: sulfonate dioxygenase activity. Bases 452 to 1591 code for a protein of 379 amino acids. NCBI's taxonomy places the organism in Eukaryota, Fungi, Ascomycota, Pichiomycetes, Serinales, Debaryomycetaceae. Gene Ontology annotation, cellular component: cytoplasm. Gene Ontology annotation, biological process: sulfur compound catabolic process. The record is from RefSeq and is a predicted model, not a curated record. The transcript has a single exon.